Cucurbitaria berberidis CBS 394.84 is the source of this 1130-nucleotide messenger RNA. Its product is annotated as PH domain-like protein. Gene Ontology annotation, cellular component: P-body. Gene Ontology annotation, molecular function: mRNA binding; enzyme activator activity. The transcript has a single exon. Lineage: Eukaryota; Fungi; Ascomycota; Dothideomycetes; Pleosporales; Cucurbitariaceae. The coding region runs from base 171 to 983 and encodes 270 amino acids. The record is from RefSeq and is a predicted model, not a curated record. Gene Ontology annotation, biological process: deadenylation-dependent decapping of nuclear-transcribed mRNA; deadenylation-independent decapping of nuclear-transcribed mRNA; positive regulation of catalytic activity.
AGGCCGGGCGAAUGCGAGGCUGUGCCUUGGCCCAAGCUCCCUCUCCGAGCGUCUGCAGGCACAGCGACGAUCCAUUCCACCUCCUCUUCAACCUUGCUUUUGGAAGACUCCAACCCAGGGCCUGAGGCUGUAUCCAUAUCCAUAGUACAACCCCAACACCAACAUCGAUAAUGGCACCCCCCAGAGCCAAAGCCCGCGCUAGUCACCCGCAGCCACCGCCUCAGCCGUCCGACUACGAGACGGACGCACCACCGGCCGCUGUCGACGUGCCCCUCCCACCCCCGCGCUCCAACGAGGAGCUCAACUUCUCGGUCCUCGGGCGCAUCUACCCACAUCUCGUCGCCAUCGAGCAUGUCACGCCGUAUGCAGCCCUCUAUACAUUCAACCUCGACACGCAGCAAUGGGAGAAGGUCGGCAUCGAGGGCACGCUCUUCAUCUGCCAGCUGACGCCCUCCCCCAUGGGCGUCGAACGCUACUGUGUCAUCAUAUACAACCGCCGCGGCCUCGACAACUUCUACCUCGACCUCACUAGCAGUGACGACAUGGAGAUUACGGACCCCUAUGUCAUUCUUCAGGGCGACGAGGUAGUCUACGGCAUCUGGAUCUUCGCCGACCCGCCGCCUGCCUCGACGGCCAACUGUCGCGUUGAGACUGGCAACAAGAUGAUGGAGAUUGCCGACAAGGCACGAGCCAGCCGCGAGUCCAAGGAAAGAGAACACAGGCACGACAUCAAGGAAGCGACCGACCACGUCGAGGCCCCGUCUUCCGCUCCCAUGGGUCGCCAGCUGUCGCUGCGGGAGCUGUUCGGCCAGCAACGGGAACAGGAUGCAGGCUUCAGCGUACACAACCAUCACAGCCACCCAAUACCCCACCAGUAUCCACAACAAGGGUACCUGCCAACGCAGGCACCUGGACCAGCACAGCAAGACGUGCUAGGUCAGCUUUUCAUGAAAGCAAAGCAGGACUACAAUGGCCUUGGCUGAUAUGGUGCUCAAUUAGGUAGUGUCGAGAAAACCUAUGGGCAGUCGAAAUCAGAUGCCCAGGAUGCAAAGCAACUCAUCGAUGACGGACAAGGAGAUGAGACACCACAGCAGUCGGAAUCGUGCCGACUCGCUCGCACAAGAGAGGUC